UGCACUGCUGACUAGCCUGGAGUCUUCAAAGCUCAAAUUGUGAAGCUGUCAGCUAGGGUAUCAUAUCAUAUCAGUGGCUGCACACCGCUGUUCUUUCACAAGCCAAGAUUUUUGUCCCAAAUCUUGAAUCUUUAUCACCAUGGUAGCCAAGAGCAAUAGCCUGCUUGUUUUAUUGGUCACUGUGCUAAGCUGCAGCUUCAGCUUGGUGAGGUUUGCAGAGUCCAAGGUGCCCCAAGAUGAAAUUGAUGCUCUCCAAGAAAUAACUAGUACGAUGGGUGCAAAGUUUUGGAAGUUUAAUGGUGAUUCUUGCAAAAUUGAAAUGGUUGGGGUAACAGCAGAUCCGCCAAAAGGAUCUGAGGGUAACAUUACUUGUGACUGCAACAACACUGUCUGUCACGUCGUAACGCUAGCUCUCAAGGGUUAUAGUCUACCUGGCAUGCUUCCACCUCAACUGGUCAAACUUCCUUACCUUAAAGAAAUUGAUUUAUCGCUCAAUUAUCUUAAUGGUACAAUACCAGGAGAAUGGGGUGCAAUGCAAUUAACAAGAAUCUCUCUUCUUGUAAAUCGCUUAUCAGGGGAGAUUCCAAAGGAGUUGGGAAAUAUUACUACUCUCACAUACCUGACUCUUGAAGCAAAUCAGUUCUCUGGAGUUGUUCCUCCUGAGCUUGGGAAUUUAAUCAACUUGGGAACUCUGAUGUUGUCCUCCAAUCGUUUGACCGGAAAGUUACCAGUGGCAUUGGCUAGGCUAAGAAAUUUAACAGACUUUAGAAUAAACGAUAAUAACUUCAAUGGAACGAUACCUGAUUUCAUACAGAAUUGGGAAAAACUUAAGAGAUUAGAAAUGCAUGCAAGUGGGCUUCAGGGACCCAUCCCCUCCAACAUAUCUCUUUUGAGUAAUUUACAAGAGUUGAGGAUUAGCGAUAUAAAGGGGCCACAGCAGGGUUUUCCUACGUUGACAAAGAUGACAGGCCUAGUGAGAUUGGUUCUCAGAAACUGCAACAUUUCUGGAGAGAUUCCUCCAUACAUCUGGACGAUACAAAACCUGGAAAUGUUGGACGUCAGUUUUAACAAGUUAGUAGGGGAAGUUCCAGACACUAUAAACUUAGAGCGUUUGAGAUUCCUGAUUUUAACUGGAAACUCUCUGAGUGGAAGUGUACCUGGCUCAAUCUUCAAGGAUGGAAGUAAUGUUGAUCUUUCAUACAAUAACUUUACAUGGCAAGGCCCUGAGCAACAUACUUGUCAGGACAACAUCAAUCUAAACCUGAACUUGUUUCGAAGCUCUUCAACAGAGAAUAACUUAAGGAGAGGUCUUCCAUGCUUGAAGGAUCUCAACUGCCCACGCUAUUCAACUUGUUUACAUGUUAAUUGUGGUGGAAAUGACGUCACCAUCAAAGAAAAUAAUGGAAACAUUGUGUAUGAAGGAGACGGAGGAGUUGAAGGUGGCGCUGCAGAGUAUUCCUUUAAUGGUGAUUAUUUUUGGGGAUUUAGUAGCACUGGAGACUUCAUGGAUGAC
This is a messenger RNA of Prunus avium (sweet cherry), 1513 nucleotides long. Lineage: Eukaryota; Viridiplantae; Streptophyta; Magnoliopsida; Rosales; Rosaceae. The record is from RefSeq and is a predicted model, not a curated record.